AUGUUCCAGAGGCAAGACAGGAGUAGGGGUCAGGGGAGAGACCGGCGGCGAUAUUCCAGAAUCCAGACGAGAGUAGGGUCAGGGGAGAGAUCGACGGCGCGUAUGCGGGAGACUGGCGGCGGCAUACGCGGGCGGGAUACAGGCGUUGAAGAUGAGCAAAGGAGGGAUCGACGGGACAACGAGGCAGAGAAGGAAAGCGGCGGCGGCAGGGGCGAGCAGGGAGGGAGAGAGAAUGUGGGAGGCAGGUGA
Molecule: messenger RNA, 249 nt
Organism: Linum trigynum
Lineage: Eukaryota; Viridiplantae; Streptophyta; Magnoliopsida; Malpighiales; Linaceae
Source: the annotation of a GenBank genome assembly